This is a messenger RNA of Stylonychia lemnae, 1503 nucleotides long. NCBI's taxonomy places the organism in Eukaryota, Ciliophora, Spirotrichea, Sporadotrichida, Oxytrichidae. The record is from the annotation of a GenBank genome assembly.
AUGGUAGAUUCUACAGAUGAUACUGGAGCUGGCAUGUCUAGAAACAAUAGAAACUUUGGGAGCAUCUAGGUUGCAUCAUUCGACGGACUGAAGAAGAAGGACGAAGAAAAGAAGGAAACAUAAGGUGGAUUGAGUCUUAGCUUGGCAGAGAGAAGACGUGGACAAGGCAUCAAGGUAGGAGUUCUUGAAAAUCCUCUCGGCUACUAAAAGCAUCAAAGCGAGAUAGUUGAUCACAUAAAUACCGAGGAACUGAGGAUACCAGUGGCAGACUCUAAUAAAGACCGUGAUUUAAUGAGUUUGAGUGUCAAUUCUCCAUAAAGUGCAUAAUAUGGAAGUAACUUAGACAAUGAUGGGCCUGUUUUCUUGGAGGAAUAUAAUAAACUUUACGAUUAAUUCAAAGUUCUGCCAUUGGUCUUGGAAGGUCCAGAAUUAGACUCAGACUACUCGUACUUUUUGGUGGAUAAGUGCGAAGAACUCAAGGAACUUGAGAAGGCCAUCCCCUUACAAAACUACGAGGAGGAGAGUCAGGACAGAGAUCCUGAAAUGGAGUUUCGACUUCUGACGAGAAUGAAUUGCCACAAGAUUCAUUACUAGAAUUUAUUCAAAAGCCAAAACUUAGAUUUCAAGAGAAAAAAUCGAUACAAUGAGGUACUCCCAUUUUCGCAUUCAAUGGUUAAACUUAAAGAAGCCAAGGAUAAGGCCGAUAGAUAUGGAUACUAUAUUAAUGCUAGUUAUAUCAAUACCCAGCUUAAUUCUGAUAAAGGUAGAAAAGCAUUCAUUGCAGCAACAGCUCCGUUACCAUCGACAACAGAAGCAUUUUGGCAGAUGAUUUAGGAAAACAAUGUAGACCUUGUAAUCAUGCUAUGCUAGGACCAGGAAAAUGGAAAGGAUAUGAGUUUCAGGUAUUAUGAUAAAAGCGAUGAAGCUGAAAGCGAAUCUAUAACGUUUGAUGGAGUUGAGAUAUAAAUAUAAUCCAAGAGCGAAAAAAUAGAAGGACUAGUCAAAAGGAAGAUUCUUGUGAAGAGAGGAGGACAGGAGAGUAUAGUGACUCAUUUGCAAGAGACCAAAUGGGAAGAUAAUCAUGCACCUGAUCACAGUUGUGAAGUUGGGGUAUUUGAGAGAAUAAACCAUCUUAUCAACAAAUGCAAGAAAAAUCGCGAUAAGAAUCCGUAGGGCAGUAUUCUCGUACAUUGCAGUGCUGGAUGUGGAAGGACUGGAACUUUAAUAGGAUUAUACAGUAUUUUGGAAAGCAUCAGAAGUUAAAUAGAUGACAGGACCCAGGGUUUGAUAAAUUCAGGGUAAAAUGUAAGAGAAUCCUACCCAGACCCAUAUUACCUUGACUCUGAGGGCAAAUCGCAGGAAAGAGUCAGUAUAUUUAGUGCUGUCAGAAGAAUCAGGGAGCAGAGAUGGAACCUUGUGAAGAACGUAGAGCAAUAUAAAUACAUCUACUAAUUCACAAAGGAGUGGAUUAAAAAUAACUAGCAGCUUUUAAAGCGAGGCUGA